AUGGUUACAGAUUUUGGAAAUAUGUCCUUAGUUGGUAGAGUUUUCUCGAAAAAGCGAUGCAAUGCUAAGUUUAUCAGUACAGGUUUUUGUCGAAUAUGGAAAACCAAGAAGAAAUGGAAUGUUAAGAUACUGAAACGUGAGACAGUUAACUCGUAUGUUGGGUGCACUUUCGAGAGUGACGAGGAUCUUCAAAAAGUUAACUAUAAGAUGCCUUGGAACUUUCGAGGUCGGUUGAUGAUUAUUGAGGAAUGGUUGGUGUCGGGACAAUGGGUGGAUGCAAAGCUUGGUACAAUUCCAAUUUGGAUUAAAAUGGCAGGAUUUCCUUUGAAGGCUUUCAAUGUUAGUAAUAUUGAAAAGCUUGGGAAUAUGGUUAGUAAUGUUAUGGAAGAAGUUAAAGGGAGUAAUAACCAUAAAAUGUUACUAACUUAUUCAGUCUGUGUUAAGAUUGUUUUCCCCACAGGUUGCCGUAUCAUGGUUCGAAAGCAUAUGAUCAUUGAGGGAAGACAACAGUGGAUUUAUUUUAAAUUUGAAAAGUUUCCGAGGCUCUGUUUUACUUGUGGAAAAUGGGGGCAUGAUAAAAGGGAAUGCAACGAGGAGAAGGUUAUGGAGAAAAGCAUUACAGGAGAAAUGGAAAAGGCCAUAAGCAACAAAAAAGACGAUGCACAAUCUCAGGCAACAACAACCAGCAAUCAGAGUAGUGGAAUAAGGAAUGUUGGAGAUUCUAAGCAUGAGGGAAUUUGUAGUGGCGCAUUGAAUACUGAGAAGGGGAUUGGAGGACACAACACCCCAAAGAUGGCAAUGGCGGCUCAAGAGAGAAAAAACUAUUCCCAAAAAGAUGCUAAUGGUAUACUGGAAAAGGUUGACAAAAAGGAGGAUGUGAAGGUGGCUAAUGGAAUAGAUGACGACUUCCAAGACAUUUGGGUGAAAAAUAAUGGUUUUGUGAUGUUUUACAAGUAA
This is a messenger RNA of Humulus lupulus (European hop), 957 nucleotides long. RefSeq lists its product as uncharacterized. The record is from RefSeq and is a predicted model, not a curated record. Lineage: Eukaryota; Viridiplantae; Streptophyta; Magnoliopsida; Rosales; Cannabaceae. Gene Ontology annotation, molecular function: zinc ion binding; nucleic acid binding. Bases 1 to 957 code for a protein of 318 amino acids. The transcript is spliced from 3 exons.